CGGGGCAGGCGCCGGAGCGGGUGUGUCUGGAGUGGGGGCGGGCAGAUCCCUGAAGGUGGCAAUUUCCCGGGCCCACGGCGCCGGUGAACAGGUGGAGAGGCCGGGCUGGCCCGGGCUGCGGCCUCAAGCGUCGGGAAAUGGCUGCGGGGGGCAGGCUGGAAGAUAAAUAUUACUGCAGUCCUAUCACUGAAUGAGGUCCAUCAGGCAAGACAUAUGAAACACUGUUCCAGCCCUACAAGAGGGCAGAUGAACACCCAGGCCUCUGAAAGGACCCAUAUUGGUGUGGGCAAAAACAAGAGAUAUCUUCUACAGGGUUCCUUGGAUCCAUCCCAAAGUGUUGAAGAUGACCCCCUUCUGGACACCCAGCAUCUUUCACAUUAUUCCUUACAUGCUCAUUUUAGACCCAGAUUCCAUCCUCUUCCUACGGUCAUUAUAGCAAAUCUUCUCCUGUUAAUACAUGUUGUGUUUGUUAUUUUAGCAUUUGUAACAGGUGUGCUUUGUUCUUACCCUGAUCCAAAUGAGGACAAGUGCCCAGGAAACUACACCAACCCACUGAAAGUUCAGACGGUCAUAAUCCUUGGAAAAGUUAUUUUGUGGAUUCUGCAUUUCCUUCUUGAGCGCUACAUUCAGCAUCACCACAGCAAAGUAAGAAACCGAGGCUAUCACAUGAUCUACCGAUCAACAAGGCAUCUUAAAAGACUUGCAUUAAUGAUACACUCCACUGGCAGCACAGCUCUCCUCCUCACACUGUGCAUACAGCAUUCCUUCCCAGAGCCCAGCAGGUUGUAUCUUGACCUCAUUCUGGCCAUCCUGGCCCUGGAACUGAUCUGUUCCCUGACGUGUCUGCUCAUCUACACAGUGAAGGUUCGAAAAUUUAAUAAAGCCAAACCACAGCCUGAUAUUCUUGAAGAAGAAAAAGUCCAUGCUUACCCUAGCAAUUUUACUUCAGAGACUGGAUUCAGGACUACUUCAAGUUUAGAAGAAAUUAUUGAAAAGCAAGGAGACAUAAUAGUAUACCUGAAGAGACACAAUGCACUGUUGAGUAAGCGGUUGUUGGCUUUCACUUCCUCGGACCUAGGCUCUCAUUCAAAUCGGAUGUGAGAGUUCAAGGUCAAGACAGCAAUUGCAGAGUGAUCCAGGCUAAUACAAGACUGACCACCUGACAAACUGUCAUAGAAAAUGGCAGCUUUUGCCGAGUGACAUUUUAUCACUCUUGUAGAGUACCUGAAUUUGGUUCUCACCUGUGUGGCUAUUUAAUAUGUAGAGCUUGUGGAUUAUGUGAUGGUGAUUUGUCAAGCCUUGAUAUCUCAAUAAUGUCUGUUUUACACAUUUUGAAAUUA
Messenger RNA from Myotis brandtii (Brandt's bat), 1340 nucleotides. RefSeq names its product transmembrane protein 192 (gene TMEM192). Gene Ontology annotation, cellular component: lysosomal membrane; late endosome. The record is from RefSeq and is a predicted model, not a curated record. The transcript is spliced from 8 exons. The coding region runs from base 214 to 1101 and encodes 295 amino acids. NCBI's taxonomy places the organism in Eukaryota, Metazoa, Chordata, Mammalia, Chiroptera, Vespertilionidae.